This is a messenger RNA of Glarea lozoyensis ATCC 20868, 603 nucleotides long. RefSeq lists its product as uncharacterized. NCBI's taxonomy places the organism in Eukaryota, Fungi, Ascomycota, Leotiomycetes, Helotiales, Helotiaceae. The transcript is spliced from 3 exons. The record is from RefSeq and is a predicted model, not a curated record. The coding region runs from base 1 to 603 and encodes 200 amino acids.
AUGCCUAGAAAACUCCAGUUUGUUUGGCCCAAGGAUGGCCCCAAGGGUAGGAAUGAUCAUGGCGGCUUCUUUGGACGCAUGGGCGACGUUCUCACUAAUCGUGGACCGGAUAUUUUUAUUCAAAGGAAAAAAUCCAAAACACCCAUUGCUCCAGAAGAAUGGGGAAAUUGGGAUUCAUACCACAUGCGGUCCGCCCAGUACCUCGAGAACUCUCAGCCACAUAAGUCUCGUGGGAGGCAAAGAUACGACCCCGAAACGAGAAAAUAUGUAGAAUGGCAUAUAGCGGAUGAUUUUUACAGACGUGGCGUUGAUGGUCUGGGUCCAGGCUCAUAUCCGAGGUUCACGAUGGAUGAAUGGAGCAAAAUGGCGAGAAGACUAAAUCGUGGAAGGCCGAUCAACCCUAGAAGCAUGGGCUCAGAUUGGAACCACGACGGCCCAAACAGAUUUCAACAGAAACACGACUGGUUCUGGCAGAAUGCCCACCAAACUGCUGAAAAUAUACGUCAAGGUCUGCACCCACAUCUUGGAGUGAAUCAGAAUCUCCAGAUGCACCAACAGUGGCCUCAAGAUUUGAAUGACUGGAUGGAUGAAGCUGAGCUGUGA